This is a messenger RNA of Phyllostomus discolor (pale spear-nosed bat), 2025 nucleotides long. RefSeq names its product fucosyltransferase 1 (H blood group) (gene FUT1). Bases 65 to 1177 code for a protein of 370 amino acids. Gene Ontology annotation, molecular function: galactoside 2-alpha-L-fucosyltransferase activity. The transcript is spliced from 2 exons. The record is from RefSeq and is a predicted model, not a curated record. Gene Ontology annotation, biological process: carbohydrate metabolic process. Lineage: Eukaryota; Metazoa; Chordata; Mammalia; Chiroptera; Phyllostomidae. Gene Ontology annotation, cellular component: membrane.
GAGGACAGCUGGCUGGGGCCACGCCACGGCGAGUGGGUACCCGCCACCCUCCAGGAGCUCAGCCAUGGGGACCCUCAGCCGCCGGCCCCUCUGUCUGACCUUCCUGCUAGCCUGUGUUCUUGCCUCGAUUGCCUUCCUCCACCUCUCGCAAGACCUCUUUCACAACGUCCUGGACCUGCCCGUCCUGUUCAGGGGCAGACGCCGGGCGACAGGCCCUGUGGCCAUCUUCUGCCUGUCUGGCACUCCGGUGAGCGCCAACGCCUCAUCUCCCUGUCUUGCGCACCCGGCCUCCCUCUCAGGAACCUGGACCAUCUCCCCGGACGGCCGGUUCGGUAACCAGAUGGGGCAGUAUGCCACUCUGCUGGCCCUGGCCCAGCUCAACGGCCGCCAGGCCUUCAUCCUGCCCGCCAUGCACGCCGCCCUGGCCCCUGUGUUCCGCAUCACCCUGCCGGUGCUGGCGCCCGAGGUGGACAGAGACAUGCCCUGGCGGACGCUGGACCUGAACGACUGGAUGGCGGAGGAGUACGCCCACUUGCAGCAGCCUUUGCUGAAGCUCAGGGGCUUCCCUUGCUCCUGGACCUUCUUCCACCAUGUCCGGGAUCAGAUCCGGAGGGAGUUCACCCUGCACGACCACCUUCGGGACCAGGCCCAGGAUUUCCUGAGGCGGCUCCGCCUGCCCGGCACUGGGGCCACCCCGAGCACCUUCGUGGGCGUCCACGUGCGCCGUGGGGACUAUCUGGAGGUGAUGCCCCAUCACUGGAAGGGUGUGGUGGGCGAUCGCGCUUACCUCCAGCAGGCCAUGGACUGGUUCCGGGCCCGGCACGUAGCCCCCGUCUUCGUGGUCACCAGCAACGGCAUGGCCUGGUGCCGGCAGAACAUCGAUGCCUCCCAGGGCGAUGUGGUGUUCGCUGGAGACGGGCAGGAGGGCUCCCCGGGCCGGGACUUCGCGCUGCUCACACAGUGCAACCACACCAUCAUGACCAUCGGCACUUUCGGUUUCUGGGCCGCCUACCUGGCUGGUGGAGACACCGUCUACCUGGCCAACUUCACCCUGCCCGACUCCAGCUUCCUCGACAUCUUCAAGCCAGAGGCCGCCUUCCUGCCUGAGUGGGUGGGCAUUAACGCCGACUUGUCCCCGGUCCAGAAAUUGCGGAGGAGUUUUUUUGGAAUAGUCUGACCCAUCCAGAGACAGCGUCACGGGUUUCCAGAGGCCGAGCAGCUACUGGCAGUCCUGCAGCAGACAGGCACCCAUUUCUAGAGUGAUUCUAGUUGGCUAGAAUUUCAGAGAAAGAGAGGCUUUUCAGCGACUGCCUGAGCACUCUAGAACCAGCAGAAAGUAUGUUCCUGAUGGCUGGCAAUGUCUGAGGAGGCUCAUGACAGUUCUGCAAGGCACAACGGCCACCUGUUCUUCCCAGCACAUAUCCAGUGUACUUCUAGAUGACAGUAGUACUUCUAGAUGGCAGAGGGCUCAAGAAUCAGAAACUACUCCCUCUAAUGUUGACUGUUGAGGUCUUUUACGGAAGAGAUGUUUCUCUUUCUUAGGCCCUCAGGACUGCAGGAACUCGUGGGUGUUCUAGAGCAAUCACUAGCCAGCUCCCCUUCUGUGUUUCUGGAAUGGUUCUAGAUGGGGGGGGGCUUGCUCUAGAGAGUGGCAAACCCUGCAGGGCUCUUCCAGAGCAGUGGGGGUCCUGGAGUUCUGGAGAACAUCGGUGAAGAGUUGAGUAUAGGUACAGCCAGAAGCUCAACACGUCACCACUGGCAGAAAGACUGAUGCAAGGCAAACUAUGUGUAGUUGGGGCAGUUUCUGAGAAGAGUGAAACUCUAUCCAACUCAGCCCCUGAAAAAAACCUCACAAAGACUUUAUUUAGCUUAUUCCAGCAGAUAGGCUAAAACGUGGGAGACGGAAGAGAGGGAUGGCUGCAGAAAUGCUGCAGCUUCUGAAGCAAGGCUUUCCAGAAAUUUAAGGAGACUUGUUUUUUUUAAGCUCAAAAACUACCAAAGACAAGCCCUGGCUGGUGCGGCUCA